AUGUUGAAUUUUGUAGAGAUCAGCAAAGGAUGCGCUAAAGUUCUGUUGCUUGUGUUCAAUAUAUUGUGUAUCUUGAUAGCACUAUGCACCUUCGGGUUCGCGGUGGUAGACAUCCGAGUCUUGAGACAGUACAGCGAGGAGCAGGCGACGGGCACCGUCACCGGCGACGUCAUCAUCCUCGCUGCCAGUCUGCUGCUCAUCGGGGUCGCGACACUCGGCUGUGUUGGUGCUGGACGGGAGAAUGUUAAGAUGCUGUACUUGUACGUAGGCUUCGUGAUGAUAAUGGUGAUCUUGGAGCUGCUGAUCGCGAUCUACGUGUCGGUGCAGCGCUUCGGCCUGCAGUUCAGGGUCACCGACUGGAUCCGAGAAGACUUCUAUAGGAACGUCACGGCGGAGGAGCAGGACCAGCACGACGACCUGUGGAAUGAGCUGCAGAUUACAUAUGAAUGUUGCGGUCUCAAUGGUCCUGAAGACUACGUGGCCUUAGGACAUCAGAUCACACUGUCGUGCUGCCCGAGAGCUUACAACGCCCGCACUGAGAACGCGAGGAAACUACUCUACAAGUCUUGCGUUGAGUCCAUGACGUAUUACAAAGAUGGCUGUGAGGAAGAGAUCCUGGACAUCUUGCGAUCUGAUGCGGACUGGUUACUUGGUGUCGCUGUCAUCAGCUUUUGGUUCGAGGCGGCCAGCAUCGUCCUCGCUAUGUGGGUAUCGAGCCACCUGAAGAACAGCGUGCAGGUGUACCGGCACACGGUUAAAUACUAAUUGUAUGCAAUUACAACAUUCUAUAUGCAAAA
This is a messenger RNA of Trichoplusia ni (cabbage looper), 797 nucleotides long. Its product is annotated as 23 kDa integral membrane protein-like. The coding region runs from base 1 to 765 and encodes 254 amino acids. The record is from RefSeq and is a predicted model, not a curated record. Gene Ontology annotation, cellular component: membrane. Lineage: Eukaryota; Metazoa; Arthropoda; Insecta; Lepidoptera; Noctuidae. The transcript has 6 exons.